This is a messenger RNA of Lethenteron reissneri (Far Eastern brook lamprey), 7737 nucleotides long. Its product is annotated as protocadherin-1-like. Gene Ontology annotation, molecular function: calcium ion binding. Gene Ontology annotation, biological process: homophilic cell-cell adhesion. Gene Ontology annotation, cellular component: plasma membrane. The record is from RefSeq and is a predicted model, not a curated record. NCBI's taxonomy places the organism in Eukaryota, Metazoa, Chordata, Hyperoartia, Petromyzontiformes, Petromyzontidae.
UCGACGAGGUGACGUCACCUGGGCGUCGGCAGGUAAAGCGGAGAAGACGAAGGCCCCUUAAUCAUCGGCAGCGCCAUCAACACCAUCAUCGCGAUCGUCAACAACCACAGCAACAACUACAGCAACAACUACAGCAACAACCACAGCAACAACUACAGCAUCACAGCAUUAGCGUGGACCCGCAUGGGCCUCCGUGACCGCCAAGUUCGUCUUCGUUGCCGUCUCAGACUCCGACUGUCUGACAGUUUCUGCCCCGAUAACCUACACCGGAGGACUCGACAGGAUAAACUGGAUUCCAGAGGGCCAGAUAAAAUCUCCACAUCUCCGUGCUGUGCCUACCAAGACCUGUCAAGCUACUCAAAUCCGGCGGCUCUGGCAGCGCCGUCGUGGUGUGCCAUGCCUCCUGCGGUGAUGGGGUUGCCAAUGGCAUCACUUUUCCUGCUGCUACUGGUCUCCACGACACCGCUGGUGCAGGGGGCCCUGCUGUAUGAGGUGGACGAGGAGGUUCUGGUGGGACACCUCAUCGGGGAUCUCAGGCAAAGCAAGGAAGUAGCUGAUAUGGGACCUAACCUGGAGUUUAAGGUCAUGUAUUCGGCAGAGGCCAAGCAUCUCAUUAAAGUGAACGAAUUGUCGGGCGAGCUUUCCGUGGCCUUAAACCUUGACCGUGAGGCUCUGUGCAUGGAGGAGCCCGACGCGUGCAGGAGCACCGGCUUCAUGCACACCGUGCAGGUUGCCGCCAUGGCCAAGGGCGAAGGCUCCAGUAACCUCCGUCUCCUCGACGUGCAGCUUUUGGUGCGCGACAUCAACGACCACGCACCAGCCUUCCGUGCGCCGCAUCUCAAUGUCUCCAUCUCUGAGAGCGAGGCCGUGGGGCGCCGCGUGCCGCUGCCCCGUGCCAUUGACCCCGACGCUGGCGACAACGGCAUACAGCAUUACCGAAUCUCGGCGGCCAACGGAGAUGGGCUCCAGCUCGGGCCCUUCAGCCUCUUCGAAAGCGAUGAUGACGAUGAUGGCGGCGGGGUUGGUGUUGAUGGGGAUGGUGGCAUGGGCCGUCGGGCCCUGCUGGAGCUGCGCGAGCAGUUGGACCGCGAAGCGGUGCCCUCGUACGAGUUGCUGCUGUGGGGCGAGGACGGCGGCAACCCGAAGCUCUCGGGCUCUGUGCUGCUUACCAUUGUUGUCGUCGAUGCCAAUGACAAUGCGCCAGUGUUCGUUGACCCGCCGACGCGGCCCGUCCGCAUCACCGAGCACUCGAAGGUCGGCACAAGUGUUGUGCAGCUACGUGCGGCCGACCCUGACGCUGACCUCAAUGGUGCCAUCACCUACUCCUUCCACACGAAGCUCACAUCGCUGGCGACGCAGGCGGCAUUGCUUGUGGACGGCACGACGGGCCUCGUCACGGUGGGGAAUGCGGAAAAGCUGGAUCGUGAGACGAUGCCCGUGCACCGGCUAGUUGUGGUGGCUCGUGAUGGUGGGCACUUUUCUCGUUCCGCCUCGGUCACCGUGACAGUGGAGCUGAAUGAUGACAACGACAACGCGCCGGUAUUUGAGGUGAUCGCGCUGCAAGGCGAGUACCUCCCGGAUGGCGGUGUAAAGAUCGUCGAGAACCUGCCAUCGGGCACGCCUGUGGUGCUCAUUUCUGUGUCUGACCCAGACCUGGGGUCCAGCGGCACUGUCGAUGUGCGCCUCGAGUUUCCCUCUGGUCCCAGCGCCGCCUUCGAGCUCACCAGUGUGGGCGGGUCUGGCGGGGGCGGUGGAGCCGGAUCGACUUCGUCGGUGGGAGCAGAGCUCGGCAGCCCCAACAAGGUGCAGUUCCUGCUGAAGACGACGCGUCUUCUGGAUUACGAGGAGGCGCAACAGUACAAUGUGAGCGUGUUGGCAGCGGACAGGGGUAACCCCAAGCUCUCCAAACUAUUGAACCUCGUCAUCUCCGUGGUGGACGUCAAUGACAAUACGCCGGUCUUCAUGAACCCCGCAUCGAUCGAGGGCGAUGUGGCCGUGUACGAGGUGUCGCUGCGUGAGAAUGGCCCAGCUGGCACUGUCGUACUGAACCUCUUGGCUACAGACGCUGACAGCGGCGCGAACGGGGCCAUCACAUUCACACUAAGCGAGUUGGCGGGUGGGGGUCCUGGGGCAGAGCCGUUCUCGCUGAACAAGCGCACGGGACAGCUGACGUUGGCGACGCCGCUGGACCGCGAGACGCGCAUGCGCUACGAGCUGUCAGUGGAGGCGUCUGACGGGGGCUCGCCCCAGCGCAAGGCCCGUGCCAUGGUGCGCGUCACCGUGCUCGACGAAAAUGACAAUGCCCCCACGUUCGUGGGCGUCUCCAAUUCCACCAACUGCAUGUACCAGUUCUUCGUGGAGGAAGAGACGUCUGUAGGCACGUAUGUAGGCACCGUCUCAACGAGCGACCUGGACGAGGGCGACAACGCCCGCGUUGCCCUCAACCUCGUACGGGAGGCUGGGCCUGACUGGAUUGGUGGCGCAAGCGAUGCGGGUGGGAAUAACCGGUACUUCUCGAUGACACCGGGUGGGGUGGUGCGCACACUCGUGGUGCUGGACCGCGAGGUUCGCGUUCAGUAUGAACUUAGUGUGAGGGCUGUCGACUCGGGCCGCCCCGCCCUGUCGGCGUCAUGUCGUGUAAGCAUCACAGUCAGCGACACCAAUGACAAUGCACCGGUGAUCACGUCACCCAAUACCAACGACACUUGGAAACACGUGCGCACCUUCUCGCCGGCCGGCAUGCUGGUAGGGGUUAGCGUGACGGCGAACGACAUCGAUGCUGGCGACAAUGGGCGACUGCUGUACGAGAUCGCCGGAGGAAACCCCAAAGGUAUCUUCCUGCUGAACGCCGACUCGGGUGCCCUGUCGCUGGCACGCACGGUCAGCGGCUCGGACGAGGGGCUGCACCGGCUAGUGGUACGUGUGCGUGAUCGUGGAGGUAGUGGGUCACGACGAGUCCGGGCGGUCUCCGGGUUGCUGGAGGCAGCGACGCCGGUGCUGCUCCAUGUGUUUGUGAAUGAAACGGUGGAGAACGUGACGCUCAUUGAGCAACUCGUGGCUGAGAGCCUGAUGCGACCGCUGAGUGAGGAUGUGGUGAAUUUGGGCCGGCGCACGGGGCCCGAUCUGCCCACGUGGGCCAUCGUUGCACUGGUGGCGGCCGUGGGCGUUAUCCUCCUCGCUGUCACCAUCGGACUUAUUGCCUUCUUUUGCCGGCGCCGCCGAAGGCAGAGUGGGGGGAGGGGCGGAAAGAAGGGCGCGCCCAGUGGCGGUGCAGGCAUUAUAAUGUCGUCGUCGUCAUCAUCGUCAUCCGGGCAGCACUUGCAGUCACAGCAGGCGGGCGAUUUCCUCAUCGCGGGCAGCAAAAAGGGGCGCAGGAAGCAGAGGACGAACAAGGGCGCCGUUGCUGGGAUCCAGAUGCAGUCACGCGGCUCUGUGGGUGAGCGUCUGGCCGGGAGCCCCGAGUCUCAGCCGUUCAUGAAGAGGUUCCGAUUCAGCUCUUCCUCAUCGCACGGUGGGGGCACCAGCGUCUACCGCCCAGCCUUUCUCGCCGGGCCAGACGGGGAUCCAAGCCCCCCGCCAGCGUCAACAUUCAAGCCGGAUACUCCAUCGUUCAGCACCUUCGUGGAGGCGCCAGUCGGCCGGGUCACGGGAUCUGGGGGCCGUGGUGGUGGUGGUGGUUCUAGCAGAGGCGGUUAUGCCAACGACGCCCCUCGGAGCAACCACAGACAGCACGGGGGACCAGACCGAUAUGAUGACGGCUACGAGCAUCACAUGAGCGGCCGCCCCCCUUUACCCACAACACAUCACCUGAACCGUACCCACGACCGCAGCACCCCCGAGGGCAGCGUUGGUGGGCGCGACGACCCCGAGACUGGCGGCCGCCUGCCUGACAUUGCACGCUACCCUCCUCCUCAAUUCCAAGACUACGCAGAUCCGGUGGAUGCCGAUGUCAUCUACGACCCACGCGGCUUCGACCCCCAUGACUACAGCCAGGACUAUGAUGACCAGCACGACUACAGCAACCAGCACGACUACAGCGACCCACCCGACUUCAACAACCAGCACAACUACGACAACCAGGAUCACCAACACUAUGGCGAGCAGCUGUACAGUAACCCAGACCGUGACUACGAGCAGGAAGCGUACAGCUAUCCGGAUUACGACCGGCCACACGAACGCACGGCGAGGCAUGUGCCCACCACCGAGUUGUGAGCUUGUACACGAGCGAGUGUGUGUGUGUGUGUGUGCAUGUGCUUGCGGGCGUAUGCACGUGCAUGCACACACACACACUGGCGCACAUGUACAUGUCUGUGGGUAUGUACGUGUUUGUGUGUAUACACACGGCCAUGUGUACACGCACAGCAUGGUUAAGCACACCAUCGAGUUGUAAGCUUGCGAUCAUGUACCUGCAGGUAUGCAUGUGUGCACUUCACAUGUACAUUAGUGCAUGCCAGGUGCGCAAUCUUGCACGUGUACCAUACGCGUGCGUGUACAUCCGUACAACUACCAUGUACACCUGUGCCUGUAUAUGCGUGUGGGUGGGCUCAUGGGUGUGUACACUUGCCUACAAGCACACAGUGUACAUGCGUAUUAACACAAUGCAUUUGUUCACACCUGUGUAUCUGACCACCUGUAUGCACACAGGUGUGUACCUGUGUGCAUACAAAUUGUAUAUAAAGUUGAUCUUGUAUGUCACAUUCAAGCAAAAAUUCACAUCGUGCAUACAGACACAUACGUGUGAAUGUACGCACGCGCAUGUACACAUACGCGUACACACAUAGUACACAUAUACACGUUCAAGAACGUACACUUGCAAACAACCAUAUGCAGCAUUCAUGUACGUGAACCCUCCCACAAACAUCCCGUGUAUAGCCUGAACAGACUGGUGGCGAAAGUUCUGUUGGCGAUCGCCUAUUAAGGCCACCAUGGCACGUGAGGGGGUGCGUGGCCAACACCAUGCCCGGCCACCUUUGUCUCCCCAGUGGUGAUGUUACACACCACACCAGGUACUCAUUUGAGGCUGAGUUGACCUACAAGAGGCCCAUGACCGGUUCAGAUACUCAUCACUGGUGUUGCAGCGCACUAACCGCUACACUACCGCUUCCCAUGAAUCGACCCCCACCCCACACACACGCGCGUGGUAUGCGGUCUCAUGUCAAAUUAAUUAAGGAGAUUAAAAAUAAGAAUAAGCCAUUUCGCUAACUAACUGCUUGUUGCUAUGGUGACAUUAACGUUAGUCAUAGAGUAAUUGGGGUGAUGGUCUGUGUGCUCGUGCAUCUCGUUUGUAAAAAAAAAAUGCGUCUGGGUCUUUAGGCACUUUAAAACGGGGACAUUCAAAAUGUUGAGUUCAGUGAUGGGUGGUGUUACGUUGUCUACCGGCGUUUGAAAAUCUCAAUUACAGAGAUUCAUAACCUGGGAUUAACAUGUUAACUUUGUGAAUAAAAGCUCAUUAACUCAAGAUUAACACACCUUCAAACUGAACUGAACCUUAUUAUCUUGGGCUAAAAUGUAUCAAGUUGAGCUUGUACCUGAGUGCUAACCAGAUUUUGUUAACGUGGGAUGAAGUAACUGACACGUCAGCCUUGUCAACAAGAACUUGUUAUGCCAGGCAUAAUUACAUUUGCGGGCUUUCAUUAACCUGCACUAACCUCCGUUAGCAAGAGCUAAUUAACCCAAGAUAACCUUGGUAACCCAGGCUAGCCUUGGCAAUGGGAGCCCUUACACGGGGUUACCUAACUCUGUAACCCAAUCCAACUUUAUCCGAGGGCCAUCUCUGCAGAUAACGGUUUUACAAGUGAGGUGCGAUUGUGAUUUCAUUUUUGUAAAGACGGUGUUAUAAUGUUUAUUUUUGUUAACGUGCAAAUAGAUAAUUGCUUACGGUAUUUUUUAAAAUAAAUUUGUUUUAUAUUUAAUAUCUCGCCAAUGCCAGGAAAGGAUGUGCGCGAGGUGGCGUCGUUACAAGUGUCGAUCGGCGUUCACUCGCACAAAACUAAUUAGGUGAUUUUUUUUGCUUCCCUUAUUACAGCUUUCAAAGACAAACAAGAUGGAAAUAGUUUCCGCUUGGGGGUUUUGUGCAACCAUUUGCGGAUUGUUGUCAUGACAGGAUGUGUGUGUAAUAUUAGUUUGCGAGUGAAACGCUUCGUCCAUAGACAAUAUUGACUUGAAGUUUUUGUUAAAACAUCGCGAUGUCUGUUGCGAGGAUGCCGCCGUACUGGGCGGUGAUCGUCCAUUUUGCUUACGCUGGCAUCAUUAAUAGCGUGUCAUAGUUUGAUAUCAUCAUCAUCCUUGAUAGGGGAACUGCCCCGUGUCAACAUGGCUGCUUGGUUACAACAGCGAGUUGUCAAACGGACGUCUCGUCACUACAUUUGUAAUUAUUAUUGCCUUGAAAGUAUAAAAAGCCAACACAGACAAACUCUUUGGUAUUUUCGGUAAAGUCACGUAGGUAAAACAAUCAAUAAAAGAAAAUAAAUGAAAACAACUCAAUUAAAUCAUUAAUUUUAUUUUAUUGAUUUUUUUACCUACGUGACUUUACCGAAAAAACCAAAGAUUAAGAAUCCUUGCAGUCACGAAAGCUUCAAAUCUAGAAACAGUAAGACAAUUUUGACCAAUUACCCUCAGAGAAAAAGAGGGAGCAGCCUGACCGUUAUGACUUAGAGUUGGAGCAUACAAAGGUUGUUAAUGGUUAACCUGCACUGUAGUUUUUAAAAACCAAAUCAAACUUGCCUGAUUUUUCUAGGUAUUCCACUCUUACACAUGAUUUGCUCCCAUUGUUGUCAUGCCUUCAUGAUAAAGUGUAUAUUUCUCUCGGGCAAUUAUGCAGCAAAGUCAGGAUAUGAUUUCACAUCCUCAUCAGUUUUUAGACUCGCUCCUGAAACACUGAACUAUACUACUGUGUCAGAGACGCGUAUUACCAAACUUUAAUUUAAGCUGUUAUGGCAUCUUCCUUCACGAUGAACUUAACACAACACCGUCACGCAGUACAUAACGCACCGUUUGCCACCAUAUGGAAAUGCCAAGACUGAUUUGCGCAGCCAUAUGAUGUAGCUUCACACAGGAGUUGCCAGAUAUUGCCACGACCAGCUCCACCGAAUUCAGAAGCGAUUUGUCACAAUUUUAUGUAAAACAGAGAGUGCAGGUUAACUGUAAAUGACCCUCAUAUAUUCUGCAGUGUGGUGCCUUGUAAACAUUCAGACAUUGGGAAUGUAGUAGUAUUAAUGUGGAGACUAUUUAAGAAAGGGUUUAUAUGAACAGAUAGUGUGGCAAACACUUUAAUGGCAAAACAAUUACAAGUUUAGGAGACCCUUGAAUGGGAAAACUAGUAAAAAUAAUAAAAUGGAGUUUUGAGUUAAGGUAAUGCACAAAUCCAAAACUGUAAAAUGUAAUUAAUAUUAGGAGAAACUUAUAAAAUGCCACAUGGCAUCGCAAGUGUGUGACGAUAUCUGUGUGGGCGCACCACUGCCAACGCAGUCCCUCCAAGUCUUUUUUGACGCAGGUUACCGGCGUCUGAGUGAGCGACACGCGUCGCCGAGGGACACUCACUGUCCCUACGGCCGGGAAAUCUGCGCUUCGCUUCCAAGUACAAAGGCGCCGCUUUGCUAAUUUUAAAAUAUACGUUGUAAAUGUUUUCUUUUUACGGUGCGAGUGAGUGCUUGAGAGCGAGGUUUUUUUGUCCUGUUCAAAAUGAAAAUGGAAUGGAUGCGGUUUGAAUAAAAUGAAAAAAACUAUUAAUUGUUUUUA